Molecule: messenger RNA, 1288 nt
Organism: Solanum verrucosum
Lineage: Eukaryota; Viridiplantae; Streptophyta; Magnoliopsida; Solanales; Solanaceae
Product: indole-3-pyruvate monooxygenase YUCCA6
Exons: 4
Coding region: 1-1242 (413 amino acids)
Biological process (GO): auxin biosynthetic process
Molecular function (GO): N,N-dimethylaniline monooxygenase activity; flavin adenine dinucleotide binding; NADP binding
Source: RefSeq, a predicted model, not a curated record
AUGGAUUAUUUGAAAGAAAUACAAGGCAAAAUAUGUCAUGAUCCUUAUUUCAACAAAAUGAAUACAAAUACAAAGAGGUGUGUAUUCGUGAACGGACCAGUAAUCGUUGGUGCAGGACCAUCAGGAUUAGCAGCUGCAGCAUGUUUAACAGCAAAAGGUGUUCAAAGUUUAGUAUUAGAGAGAUGUAAUUGUAUAGCUUCUUUAUGGAAACGCAAGACGUAUAAUCGUCUUAGCCUUCAUUUGCCUAAACAAUUCUGUGAACUUCCACUCAUGUCAUUCCCUCAUGAUUUCCCUACUUAUCCUACCAAGCAACAGUUCAUUAAAUAUUUGGAGUUAUACGCCAUGACUUUUAACAUCCGUCCUGUAUUCAAUCAAACGGUCAUAUCUGCUAAUUAUGACCGGAAUCUUGGACUCUGGAUAAUCAGGACGGAUACAGCAACAUCACAUGCUACUAUUACUACUGAGUAUGUUACAAGGUGGUUGAUUGUGGCAACUGGGGAGAAUGCGGAGGCUGUGGUACCUGAUAUUGAAGGAAUGGACGAAUUUAGUGGUACUAUAAUGCAUACAAGUUUGUAUAAAAGUGGUGAAAUUUUUACAAGGAAAAAAGUGUUGGUUGUUGGAUGUGGAAAUUCAGGAAUGGAGGUGUGUUUGGAUCUGUGUAAUCAUGAUGCAGCCCCUUCACUAGUCGUAAGAGAUACUGUACAUGUCUUACCAAGAGAGAUGCUGGGAAAAUCAACUUUUGGGCUAUCCAUGUGGUUACUAAAGUGGUUACCUAUUCGACUUGUCGAUCGAUUUUUGUUGAUUACUUCAAGGUUAUUUCUCGGUGACACGUCUCGACUCGGGUUAGAUCGACCUGAAAUCGGACCCCUCGAGCUAAAAAACUUGUCUGGGAAGACUCCUGUGCUUGACGUUGGAACGCUUGCUAAAAUUAAAAGUGGUGACAUUAAGGUAUGUCCUGGAAUUAAGAGAUUAUUAAAGCAUCACACGGUGGAAUUUGUAAAUGGGCAAACAGAAGAAUAUGAUGCAAUAAUCUUGGCAACUGGUUACAAAAGCAAUGUGCCCUCGUGGCUAAAGGAAAAAGAGAUGUUUUCAGAGAAAGAUGGUCUACCAAAAAGGCCAUUUCCCAAUGGGUGGAAAGGAGAGUGUGGACUUUAUGCAGUGGGGUUCACCAAACGUGGCUUGCUUGGUGCUUCAAUAGAUGCAAAGAAAAUUGCUGAACAUAUUCAUCAAUAUUUUCAAUGAAAAAUAUUUUUGAUUAACCAAAUCUCCCCACACACACCAAAAAAAA